Messenger RNA from Pomacea canaliculata, 1799 nucleotides. RefSeq names its product carboxypeptidase Q-like. Gene Ontology annotation, molecular function: metallodipeptidase activity. The record is from RefSeq and is a predicted model, not a curated record. Gene Ontology annotation, biological process: peptide catabolic process; proteolysis. NCBI's taxonomy places the organism in Eukaryota, Metazoa, Mollusca, Gastropoda, Architaenioglossa, Ampullariidae.
UUAAGUCUGUUAUCAUAUGACCUGUCACAUGACAGUAUGCUUGUAGGCGUCUGCUACAAUUCUGGGGAUGAAAAUGAAGUGCAUGGUAGCAUUGUCUCUGUUCGUUGGAGUGGCAUCCACUUUUACCAUUCAUAAUGUCUUUGAAAGAUCAAAGGCUGAAAUUCCAAGACUUAAGGAUGCAGCCAGUCGUAUUAUCAAUUUGGCGUUAAAAGGACCAUCACAAAACCAGACCUACAACAGGUUGGCGAAUUUCACAGACAAAUUUGGGAGUCGUCUUACUGGAUCUCAGAACUUGGAAAAUGCUAUAGACUACAUGGUUGACGCACUUCAAAAGGAUGGUUUGAAAGCCUACACUGAGCCUGUAACAGUCCCCCAUUGGGUGAGAGGUAAUGAGUCAGCAGAGCUUAUAACUCCUCGCUGGCAUCCCAUGGCCAUGCUGGGUCUAGGCUAUAGUAUUGGAACUCCCCCUGAAGGCAUUACAGCUGAAGCUCUUGUGGUGCGUAGUUUUGACGAGUUACAUGAACGUGCAAGUGAAGCUAAAGGCAAGAUUGUUGUCUAUGAUGAAGAUUUUGUAAGCUAUGGAGUCACUGUGGAUUACAGAAGUCGGGGUGCAGUUGAAGGAGCUAAAGUUGGGGCUGUGGCAACACUGAUACGAAGCGUUACUGCUUUCUCCUUGUAUUCCCCACAUACUGGGAUGCAGGACUGAGAUGGAGUGCCCAAAAUUCCCACAGCCUGUAUAACUGUUGAAGAUGCUGAGAUGCUGAAGCGUAUGGCAGAUCGCGGUGAGAAAAUUGUAAUUAAGCUAGUGAUGGGGGCAGUGAACUAGCCUGUGCAGUCCCGCAACACUAUAGCCGAUCUUGUUGGUUGGAAAUAUCCUGAUCAGAUUGUAUUGGUCAGUGGUCAUCUUGACAGCUGGGAUGUGGGUCAAGGAGCAAUGGAUGAUGGAGGUGCUUUUAUUUCAUGGCAAGCCUUGUCACUAGUUCAUCAGCUGGGUCUUCAGCCAAAGCGAACUAUGCGUGCAGUCUUGUGGACUGGGGAAGAGUUUGGUCUGAUAGGUGGUCAGAGCUACUGGGAGAAGCACAAAGAUGACAUUAAAAACUAUGACCUUGUUAUGGAGUCAGAUGAUGGCACUUUUAUGCCCCGUGGAAUCCGGUUUACAGGUAAUGCAGAGGCCACCAAAAUUAUGCAGAACAUUGUGUCUACUCUGCUUUCAAGCAUCAAUGCUACUACAGUUGCAUCCCCUGCAGAGGUGUCAGAUAUUCCAUGGUGGAUUCAAAAUGGUGUGCCAGGAGGUAGUUUGCUGAAUGAUAAUGAAAUUUAUUCUUUCUUCCAUCAUUCAAAUGCUGACACAAUGACAGUUGAGAAUCCCCAUUGGCUUGAUCUGUGCUCUGCAGUCUGGGCUGUUACUGCGUUCGCUGUGGCAGAUCUGGAAGACAUGCUUCCUCGCUAAGAGAUUUCGCUAAGAAAUUUCUUGAAAUUAUUCACAUAAGCUUAGUGUUAGGUACAGCUGUACUUUGCUGAAUGCAGCAGCAUGAUUUUUGUUGUUAAGAUAUUUGAUACAAUGUAUUGUGUGCUUUCAUAACAUUCCUUCAUGAUGUACAUACUAAUGAUUGCUAAACUAAUGAUCUAUAAAUGAGUAGUAAUUAUGAAAAUGUUGGAGGAUUGUGGCGCUACACUUGUAUUCCUUUUCAUGGUCUAUCCUUUCUGCUUUUAAUACCUUCACCAUACCUUUGGGACAUGGAAAUUGUAACACUUUCUUAGCUUUUAUCUUGAAGCAUAACAAACCAUUUUCUAUGACU